This is a messenger RNA of Ceutorhynchus assimilis (cabbage seed weevil), 638 nucleotides long. The record is from the annotation of a GenBank genome assembly. Lineage: Eukaryota; Metazoa; Arthropoda; Insecta; Coleoptera; Curculionidae.
CUUUUUUUUAGGUUAGAUGUUUAUUUUUGUAGCUGCUGCUCUUCUGACAAUUUUUUAAUUCCAAAUCAAAAUGAAUUUUGCAAAAAACCUAUCGAACUUACUUGCCGUCCAAGCAAACCAAAACUUCCAACAAGUCCGCAAUAAAUAUGUGAACCGCUGGAUGAUAAGGGACGUUAAACGACGAAAAACAGUGGUGGAGUUCGCGCCGACGAGACUUCGCAUCAAUUCCCUGAGAAAAAACGACAUUCUACCGGCAGAACUACGCGAAUUGGCUACAGCAGAAAUGACAGCUCUUCCUAGAGAUUCUAUAUUACAUCACACAACUAAUCGGUGUGUUAUAACAUCUAGACCCAGAGGAGGCGUAUAUCGGUGGAGGCUGAGUCGUAUCGUAUUCAGGCAUCUUGCUGAUUAUAAUAAAUUGUCGGGUGUGCAAAGAGCUAUGUGGUAAUUUUGGUACCUACAUAAUAAGGAUCUAAAUUAAACUAACAUUACCCAAGAAGUUAACAAAAGUAGUCAGUUUGUAAAUAAAGUAAAACUCUUAUCAAGCAUUUAUUAAUCCUUCAGCAGCGAUGAUUAUAUUAGUACAUUUUGGUACUAAAUCUGGUGCAAAUAUUACCUCGCACUGUCUUAUCUGUGAC